AUGAACCACCUGACGGCACAGUUACAACGAUCCCCACCUUGGGACAUCCUCUAUGCUGAUGACAUAGUACUCAUAAGUGAAGACUCCAGUACCCUACAACUCAUGGUAGAGAGAGGGAGAGGUGCACUGGAGAGAGCCGGUCUGCGAGUGAGUAAAGAGAAGACGGAGUACAUGCAUUGUAAUUUCAGUAACACCAACAAUAGCGCCAGUAUCUUCUUACAAAACCAUGUGUUGAAAAAGGUUUCCCACUUCAAAUACCUCGGUUCUAUUAUCUGUGAUGAUGGGUCAAUAGACAUGGAUGUUAACCAUCGUAUAAACACGGGGUGGAUGAAGUGGAGAGAGCUCACGGGUGUGCUCUGUGAUAGUAGAAUGCCAGUAAGAAUCAAGGGCAAAGUAUAUAAAGCAGCAGUGCGCCCAGCAAUGACCUCGGGGACCAGGGAGACCCCUGACAACCUGGAUGGCAGUUGUAAGAAAAGAUAUGAAGAAUGGAAAUCUAAGACCAGAGACGAGCCAGGACCGACCGGCCUGGCGACGCAUGAUUAG
Molecule: messenger RNA, 543 nt
Organism: Cydia fagiglandana
Lineage: Eukaryota; Metazoa; Arthropoda; Insecta; Lepidoptera; Tortricidae
Exons: 2
Coding region: 1-543 (180 amino acids)
Source: RefSeq, a predicted model, not a curated record